UCAUUUAGGGGUGCCUCCAGGACGGGGAAACUGCCCCUUGACCAGUCCUUUGCCUUUCGACCUGAUUUACACCGACUACCACGGUCUCCAACAGAUGAAGCAGCACAUGGGGCUCUCCUUUAAAAAAUACAGGUGCCGCGUCCGGGUCAUUGAUACCUUUGGGACGGAGCCGGCUUACAACCACGAGGAGUACGCCACGCUGCGCGGCUACCGCACCAACUGGGGCUACUGGAACCUACAGCCCACCCAGUUCAUGACCAUGUUCCCUCACACCCCCGACAACUCCUUCAUGGGCUUCGUGUCGGAGGAGCUCAACAAGACAGAGAGGCAAUUAAUCAAGGCCGGCAAAGUGAGCAGCAUGGCGGUGGUGUACGGGAAGGAAGCCAGCAUCUGGAAGGGCAAGGAAAAGUUCCUGGCCAUCCUCAACAAGUACAUGGAGAUCCACGGCACGGUUUAUUACGAGACGCAGAGGCCGCCCGAGGUCCCGGCGUUCGUGAAGAACCACGGGCUGCUGCCGCAGCACGAGUUUCAGCAGCUGCUGAGGAAGGCGAAGCUCUUCAUUGGCUUUGGGUUCCCCUACGAGGGUCCUGCCCCGCUGGAGGCGAUCGCCAACGGCUGCGUUUUCCUGCAGGCGCGUUUCAACCCCCCGCACAGCUCCCUCAACCACGAGUUCUUCCGCGGGAAGCCGACGUCGAGGGAGGUGUCCUCCCAACACCCGUAUGCCGAAGACUUCAUCGGGAAGCCGCAUGUGUGGACUGUCGACUACAAUAACUCUGAAGAGUUUGAAGCUGCUAUCAAAACCAUCAUGAGGACCCAGGUGGACCCUUACCUGCCUUACGAGUACACCUGCGAGGGGAUGCUGGAGCGGAUCCACGCCUACAUUCAGCACCAGGAUUUCUGCACCACCUCGUCUCCUCCUCUGCCUCCCAAGGCCAAGAGUCCAGCUAUGCAAAGCCCUCCAAGCCCGCUGGCCCUGUCCCCCAACGCCACUCACCUGGUGUGGUCCCCCAGCGCCAGCCGGGACCCCCACGCCUGGCCCCCAGUGGAUUCUCUGCAGGUGUGGGUGUCGGAGACCCAUCAUGCCUGCACCGAGACGUGCCGGCAACAUGGGCUGGUCUGCGAGCCCACCUUCUUCAGGUUCCUCAACAAGAAGGAGGUGUUUCUCCAGCUCAGCAUCACCUGCGACAGCACCGAGUACGAGAUGAACCAUCUCUACCCAGCGGUGGCCGAGAACGUCCACGAGUGCUACCUCCAGAAGGAGCCGCUGCUCUUCAGCUGCGCGGGCUACAACACCAAGUACCGGCGCCUCUGCCCCUGCCGCGACUACCGCAAAGGACAAGUGGCUCUGUGCAGAGACUGCUUGUGACUUGGUGUGCAUCCCCGCCGUGUUUCCGACACGCAACGUGCAACGAGUGGCUUUUUCUCAAAGCUUCUGCAAUAGUCAAGGGAGGUGGGACAGGUCCCUCCCGGUGGGUGAGCUGGGGCUGUCAGACUCUGGGGGUUGUUUUGUCCACCAGUCAACUGUGAAUGACCAUGUCCUGACCUUUGGUUUCAUUUUCUUCUCGAGGAGCAUCAUCCAACCGCAUCCGAACCCACCUGGACCUGGUGGCGCUGGGACAGGGCGGUGGGGAGAGGGGGGCCGGGAACAUCCUUCCCCUCCUCUGGCAAUGGGACAAGCCACCAGCAGACUGCAGUUUCAGGGUUUUCAUCCUCUUCAAGCAUCCUAGCUUGUUUUAUUUAUUGAUGGUUUUUUUUUAACCCUUCCCCCUGACAAGUGGUAAAUUAAAGGGGAAGCGACACCCA
Molecule: messenger RNA, 1803 nt
Organism: Balearica regulorum gibbericeps (East African grey crowned-crane)
Lineage: Eukaryota; Metazoa; Chordata; Aves; Gruiformes; Gruidae
Source: RefSeq, a predicted model, not a curated record